CUAAAUAGUUCCGUAAUUGAUUCAAUACUCAACGUGGCAGAAAGGCAUCCAUCGAUUCACUUCUAUAUGUUUCUAACAUGAAUCACGAGUCUUUCACAACAUUCGUCAUUUUCAAAGUUCUAAAAAGCUCUAACAUUUUUCUCUUCGUCCUUCCUCUGUAAUCUCCGGAAAGAGAUGACUUUCACAGCGAUGAGGAGAGACCAUGGAACCCUUCAUGCUAUGGUUGGAUCCGAUCUCAACGAGCUCGCUACCGCUGCUAAGAAUCUCGCUAAUCACACCUUAAUGCUCACUGGUUUAGGCUUUGGUACUUCUCUCCUCGAAUGGAUUGCUUCAAUCGCCGCCAUAUACUUGUUGGUCUUGGAUCGGACUAAUUGGAAGACGAAUAUGCUCACAUCCCUUUUGAUUCCUUACAUCUUCUUCAGUCUUCCUUCUGUGAUCUUUGGCCUUUUCAGAGGAGAUGUCGGUAAAUGGAUCGCGUUUGUAGCUGUUGUUGUACAACUCUUCUUCCCUAAACACUUUCGAGAAUGGUUUGAAUUACCGGCGGCUCUGAUUCUACUCAUCGUGGUGGCUCCGGGUCUCAUCGCCGGCACAUUCAGAGACAACUGGGUUGGUUUGGUCGUAUGCUUAUUGAUCGGAUGUUACUUGCUUCAAGAACACAUUAGAGCUUCAGGUGGAUUUAGAAACGCGUUCACAAAAGCUCAUGGCAUCUCCAACACACUUGGGAUCAUUGCCCUCGUCGUCUUUCCCGUUUGGGCUCUUGCCUUUUAAGACAACUCUCUGUUUGAUUUCCCCCUUUGUUUUUCUAUGUAAUAGUGAUGAUUUUGUAUGGUUCUGUGUCUCUCAUAACUUGUCAACCAAUGUGGUUUAAGUUUCUACGCUCUUGACCUAUUCAAUAAGACAUGAGGUGUUUUGUUGUGUGGAUUGAA
Messenger RNA from Brassica napus (rape), 926 nucleotides. Its product is annotated as cold-regulated 413 plasma membrane protein 1. The record is from RefSeq and is a predicted model, not a curated record. The transcript is spliced from 4 exons. Bases 175 to 768 code for a protein of 197 amino acids. NCBI's taxonomy places the organism in Eukaryota, Viridiplantae, Streptophyta, Magnoliopsida, Brassicales, Brassicaceae. Gene Ontology annotation, cellular component: membrane.